AUGGAGUCUCUCUCCCUCAGUGACGACUUGUUGAACAUCUUGUCCUUCUACAACUACACCUAUGACUACAGCACGUCCUUGCCCGACACUGCUAUCUCUGCCACCCCAUGCUGGCCUGAUGGCUCUGUCCUCAACAAGUACCUAGUGGUGGUGAUCUACUGCUUUGUCUUCAUCCUCAGUGUGGUGGGGAAUGGGCUGGUUGUGCUGGUGGUGACCUCCAGCCACACCAGCCGCUCCGUAAACGAUGUCUAUCUGCUCAACCUGGCUGUGGCAGACCUGCUCUUUGCCUUCAGCCUGCCUCUCUGGGCUGCCUACCAAGCCCAUGAGUGGGUCUUUGGCACUGUGAUGUGCAAAGCUAUCUCCGUGCUGCAGGAGGCCAACUUCUACAGUGGCAUCCUGCUGCUGGCCUGCAUCAGUGUUGACCGCUACUUGGCCAUCGUCUAUGCCACUCGGGCUGCCACCGAGAAGAGGCACUGGGUGAAGUUUGUCUGCUUGGGCAUCUGGGUCUUCUCUGUGUUGCUGUCACUGCCUAUGCUGCUCUUCCGCGAGGUUUUCAUCUCUCCCCACAAUGGCACCGUGUGCUAUGAGUACAUUGGGAACGAGGACACGAACAAGUGGCGGGUGGUGCUGCGGCCCCUGCCACAGACCUUUGGCUUUGCCCUGCCUCUCCUGGUGAUGCUCUUCUGCUAUGGCGUCACCAUCCACACCCUCCUGCAGACCAAGAAUUCCCAGAAGCAGCGGGCCAUGAAGGUCAUCUUUGCUGUGGUGCUGGUCUUCCUCAUCUGCUGGCUGCCCUACAACAUCACGUUGGUGAGCGACACCCUCAUGAGGACACGGGCCAUCACUGAGACCUGUGAGAGGAGGAACCGCAUCGAUGCAGCCCUCUCCAUCACACAGGUCCUGGGUUUCGCCCACAGCUGCAUCAACCCCAUCAUCUACGCCUUCAUCGGGCAGAAGUUUCGCAACAGCUUCCUCAAGAUCCUGGCCCAGCGUGGGCUCAUCAGCAAGGAUGCUGUGGCCCGCUAUGGCCGUGCCUCCUAUGCUUCCACCUCUGGCAACACCUCCACCACCCUCUGA
Molecule: messenger RNA, 1077 nt
Organism: Chaetura pelagica (chimney swift)
Lineage: Eukaryota; Metazoa; Chordata; Aves; Apodiformes; Apodidae
Product: C-X-C chemokine receptor type 2-like
Exons: 1
Coding region: 1-1077 (358 amino acids)
Biological process (GO): immune response; G protein-coupled receptor signaling pathway; neutrophil chemotaxis
Cellular component (GO): membrane
Molecular function (GO): C-X-C chemokine receptor activity
Source: RefSeq, a predicted model, not a curated record